Dromiciops gliroides (monito del monte) is the source of this 1448-nucleotide messenger RNA. It is a transcript of the gene PBDC1, whose product is annotated as polysaccharide biosynthesis domain containing 1. The coding region runs from base 289 to 828 and encodes 179 amino acids. NCBI's taxonomy places the organism in Eukaryota, Metazoa, Chordata, Mammalia, Microbiotheria, Microbiotheriidae. The transcript is spliced from 6 exons. The record is from RefSeq and is a predicted model, not a curated record. Gene Ontology annotation, cellular component: cytoplasm.
AAAGUCCACGCGCCGCCAGACGGCCUCGGCAAAGCGCCAGCGUCAAAUGCAGAAAAAACGAGAGCCGAAGGGGAACGAUGGUCUUCGUCGAUUUUCUUCCCCAUUUCGAGCUUUCACUCGUGUAGGGGCUGUUGACGCGUGCGCAGACGCAGGCGCACUGGCGGCCCAACCCGUUUUCUCUACCCUUUUCACACUUUCCCUUCGCAAGAGAGGAUCUACUUCCGGUAGCUGCCCGGAACCGGCCUUUGCGAAGGGUGCUUGGGGGAGGGGCGCGUCUACUAGGCGGCUAUGGCGGCGGGAAGUGGGGCUAGUUGUUUGGAGGCGCUGGGCCCCGGGGAGCUGGUGUCGGCGGCUCACGCGCUCUCCCUGCCGGCCGAGGCCUAUGGCAACGACCCUAACAUUGAGAUGGUUUGGGCCAUGAAGGCUAUGCAGCAUGCUGAAGUUUAUUACAAUUUGAUUUCUUCGGUUGACCCCCUGUUCCUAAGACUCACUAAAGUGGAUGACCAGAUCUAUUCAGAGUUCCGGGAUAACUUUGGGAAGCUCAAGAUAGAUGUGUUGGACCCAGAAGAGCUCAAAUCGGAACCAGCUAAAGAAAAAUGGAGACCAUUUUGCAUGAAGUUUGACGGUAUUGUUGAAGACUUUAACUAUGGCACACUGCUGCGGCUGGACUGUACUCAGGGGUAUAGUGAAGAAAACACUAUCUUUGCUACAAGGAUACAAUUUUUUGCUAUUGAAAUAGCUCGGAACCGGGAAGGUUAUAACAGAGCUGUUUACAACAGUGCUCAGCAGAAUGGAGCAGCCAAGAAUGACAGCACUGUGUCCAGGUAAAGACUGCAGCAGCUACCAGUUGUUCAGAUCAUGAAGCCUAAUGUCCAAGAGAAUUUGCAAGAACCUUUGUGGAUUAAAGAAACACCAUCAUUUGGCACCUGCUCUAUUUAGUUUCCUGAUUGGACCAUUGGAGGUGCCACAAAACUCUUCUCAGGGUGUGGUUGAAAAAAAGAGGCAGUGUUCAGAACUGUUCAAGGAGCAAUCAAUAAAAACAACUUUGAUCUUCUAGUAUGGAUAUAGGCCAUACCUUAAGAAAAUAUACAAAAAUGCAAGACAUUUGUUGGGUAUAUUCAGGAACUGUUACAAAAAGGACAUUCUUUAUAUUUUACUCUUCCUGGAUCUUUCUCAGGAGUAAGCAAUUCCUGAAAUGUAUGUGCUCUUUUAAUUGCUCUAACUGUAGGGCAAUUAUACAACAUCAAUGUUUCUCUAUCUCUUGUAUAUUUGUGGAUUAACAGUUUAUACUAUUUCCUGUAAUGUGUAGAAGCAGGUUUGGUUACAGUGGUAAAAGUACUGCUCUCCUGUUAUCUACGGGCAUUAUACCAGUCAUUAUAUGCUUUAAUGUCCAUACCAUGGUUAGAACACUUAAAACAACUGGAUGAGAAUAAAUUCAGUAGAAACCA